CCUCUGCCUGUGGGCGGGGCCAAAGCCGGGGGCGGGGCCAUCUCCGCGCUUAGCCGCGACCAGCGCGCCGCCAUGGGCCGCGGACCCCGGGCCUGGGCCCGAUCUUCGGGCCUCUCCCUGCCGCUGCUCUGCCUGUGGGCGGCCUGCGGCUCCGCCACCUCCCCGCCCGUCCUGGUGUCCCCGGUGCCCGGCUGCCCGUGCCGCGACCCCGGCCUCUGCCGGCCGUUAUCCGGGCAGAACCAGCUGGAGGUUUUUGCCUUUGACGUUGGAGGGCAGGAUUGGAAACAUUAUGACUGGUCCAAACUGACAACCAUCGCAACCUUUGGAGCGUACGACCCUCAGCUUUUGUGUCAUGCUCACGCAAAUGAAGUUCGAGUUGUUCUGAAAGGUGCUGUACCAAUAAGGGAUAUUAUAGACCAAAUUAACAGGACAGCUUGGGUUCUUAGUAAAGUGCGGUUGGCAAAAAGCCAGUUUAUGGAUGGAAUCAAUUUGGAUCUGGAGGAAGCUGUUGCAUAUCAAUCUGCGGAAUACUUUGCGUUAACUCAACUUGUGAAAGAAACCACAGAAAUAUUCCACCGGGAAAUACCAGGUUCCCAGGUAACAUUUGAUGUGGCUUGGUCUCCAGAUUGCAUAGAUGGAAGAUGCUAUGAUUAUGUGGAAAUUGCAAACUCCUGUGACUUUUUAUUUGUAAUGUCCUAUGAUAUGCAGAGUCAGAUAUGGGAUGAUUGUGUUGCAAAGGCUAAUGCCCCCUAUUACCAGACGUUAUCAGGUGUCCAAGCUUAUAUGAAGCUGGAUAUUGACCCUAGCAAGCUUGUGUUGGGCGUUCCAUGGUAUGGCUAUGAUUAUCCUUGCACUCAUUUGUUUGAGGCUGGUAGAUGUGCAUUGAAAAGUGUUCCUUUCAGAGGCGCCCCCUGCAGUGAUGUAGCUGGAACACAGAUCCCAUACAAAAAGAUAAUGCAGCAAGUCAACAAAUCAAUUACAGGCCGAUUUUGGGAUGAUUAUCAGAAAGCCCCAUAUUACAUCUACAUGGUUAAUAAAACGUACCAUGAGGUCUGGUAUGAUGAUCCACAGAGCAUUUCGUUGAAGGCAUUGAUCGUGAAGAAAUUUAAUCUCCGUGGUGUAGGCAUGUGGAAUGCAAAUCUCCUGGACUACAGUAAAAAUGCCACAGCUGAAAAGCAGACUGAAGAAAUGUGGACUGCUCUGUAUCCUUUAUGAAGAAAGUGCUAAGCUGGAUCCAUCUCAUCAUCACAAAAUGGGAUCACAAUGGAGCUACCUUCCAACAUUAAAAAUCAUUCGGACAUUUUAUCUAACCAACAAACUUCCAUUCAAGUGCUAAUGCAGUUUACAAUAAAGAUUUAAUAACUUAAAUCACUUAGAGAUGUGCCAAAUCUGUAUUAAUGAGUAUAACGUUUAAUAGUGCAAUCUUUACGCCUUGCCACUAAUUUAUAAAACAAUUCUGCUCUUAGAUGGGAGAUAUCAGUUCUGACAUGCACAUGCAUCCUGUCUUCUAUGCAUAUUUUAAUUCUUGCUGUUAUUGUUUUAAGAUUUUGCUUUAAAUUAUCACUUUGUAUUCCAGAUAAUUAGGGUAAGUUUUUUUCAUUUUUUUUUCCACUGCCAAACAGCAGCCUGAACUGUUACAGUUAAGUACUUUCAAAGCCCUGUGUAAUGAUUUUUUUUCUAUACCUCUUGAUUAUCUACUCUUGAAAGGCAACUUAAUACAAGUUUUAUUUUACAAAAUAAAAGUGUUUCCAAAAUA
Pristis pectinata (smalltooth sawfish) is the source of this 1756-nucleotide messenger RNA. RefSeq names its product di-N-acetylchitobiase-like. Gene Ontology annotation, molecular function: chitin binding; chitinase activity. Gene Ontology annotation, biological process: chitin catabolic process; carbohydrate metabolic process. Bases 73 to 1215 code for a protein of 380 amino acids. The transcript has 7 exons. NCBI's taxonomy places the organism in Eukaryota, Metazoa, Chordata, Chondrichthyes, Rhinopristiformes, Pristidae. Gene Ontology annotation, cellular component: extracellular region. The record is from RefSeq and is a predicted model, not a curated record.